AUGAAUGCUAGGACUCAAACCUUUGAGCUUUCCUUGGAAAGCAGCCAAGUGGAAGAAACAGUGAUGUGCAUCUUUCAUAGUAUCUUGUUUCAUAGAACUGCUGGAAAGUUCAACUAUAAAGAUGAAAAGUCAUACAUGGUGGGCACUGUAGGCAUGGUUGAUGAAGACUGCAACCAAUUGGAUUUCACUUACGUCCGUUGUGAUGCAGAUGACUUAGACAGGCAACUACAAGAAAAUGUAAAACAUUUUAAAAACGAGCUAUGUUCAUCUGGAUGUGGACAGAUUUCAUUAGAAUUUUUUGAGAGACGAAGAAAAGGUUGGUUUUUCACCAUGGAAUCAAUACCAUGGGAAAUAUGGUCGUUGAGAAUAAGACUCAUUACCGUUGCUACUGCUAGUGAAAAAGAAAUUCUUGUAGAAAAAAUCAAAGACUCUUUAACUGAAAUUAUCCUAUUCAUUGCCGAAACUAUGAAUAAGCCCGAUUUUGUACCAAAAGUUUCUAAACAAGCUGAACUAGGAAAUAUCUACGAUAUUAGCUUUAAAGCAGUGCAACCGUAUCUAUACAAGAUUUCUUGUCAAACUGGCGAUGCCAGUAACUUUUCAGUUGGGGACACAGUCAAGCGAUUUUUUAGGGAGUUUUCAGCAACGUAG
Trichoplax adhaerens is the source of this 648-nucleotide messenger RNA. RefSeq lists its product as uncharacterized. The transcript has 9 exons. The record is from RefSeq and is a predicted model, not a curated record. Lineage: Eukaryota; Metazoa; Placozoa; Uniplacotomia; Trichoplacea; Trichoplacidae. Gene Ontology annotation, biological process: autophagy; autophagosome assembly. Bases 1 to 648 code for a protein of 215 amino acids. Gene Ontology annotation, cellular component: phagophore assembly site.